Messenger RNA from Zasmidium cellare ATCC 36951, 942 nucleotides. RefSeq lists its product as uncharacterized. The transcript has 8 exons. The coding region runs from base 1 to 942 and encodes 313 amino acids. NCBI's taxonomy places the organism in Eukaryota, Fungi, Ascomycota, Dothideomycetes, Mycosphaerellales, Mycosphaerellaceae. The record is from RefSeq and is a predicted model, not a curated record.
AUGGAGACGGUACUGAGACAAAUUCGUGAAGAAACUACGACAUGGGGCAAGGGAGAUGAUGUGAAAUGGAGAGCAAGAUACAAGUCAUUGUAUGACGAUUUCCCGACGGACGUCAAGGUCGUUCGUGAUAUUUCAUACGGACCUCACGAACGGAACAUCUUGGACGUCUACGUGCCAAAGGAAAGCAGCCCACAGAAGCCCGUCGUUGUCUAUGUCCACGGUGGAGGCUUCUUCUCAGGUGAUAAGGCGUGGAGUGACAAGAAUUACGCCAACGUAGGAUGUUACUAUGCCAAACAAGGUAUUGUGACAGUCGUAAUCAGUCACCGGCUGGUGCCACAUGUACAGUAUCCAGGCGGCGGUGAAGAUAUUCGAGCUGCUCGAGAAUGGAUCUUCAACAACAUAGCUUCAGAGGAGUAUGGGAAUGGAUCACCAGAGAAGGUCGUCCUUUUGGGCCACUCCUCAGGAGGUGCACAUAUUGCUACCGAUCUAUAUUCCGCUGGCGAUCCAUCUCUGCCAGCUAAAGAGCCUCUUCAUCCACCUGUCGCGGGCGUCAUAUACAUUAGCGUGCCUUUUUGGUUCGACCCGAAGAAUCCAACAAGAAUGCAGAUGUUGCGAGACUACUUCGGAUCAGACGCGAACGAUGUUUGGCAGCCUAAGACGGCAUUGGGUCUGUUCCGACAACUCCCUAAGAAUUCCCCUGUGCUCGAUUCGACGAAAUUGCCAACGUAUGUGGGAAUCGUUGAAUGGGAAAUCAAGCCAACCGCGGAUGGAAACAUCUGGUUUCUCGAUGCGUACAGGGCGAAGAGCAAGCCUGCUGGCACCCUUCCAACGUUCCAUGUUCUGAAAGGACAUAAUCACAUCAGUAAUAUGUUGUCGAUCGGAACGUCGGAUACGGCGCAGGCUGAACAUUUGUUGGAAUUCAUUCGUGCUUGUGUGGGUUAG